ACCCCGCCCAUCCUCCCCACCGUAAUGGCGGCGCGCGUGUUCGGCGUGGCCGCUUCGCGCCUGCUGCUGCUGCCGCCUCUGCGAGGAGGCGCCCGGGUCCCCGCGCUCCUCCCGCAGGCGGCCUCCCGCCUCGCCAACGCGCCCAGCUCGCUCGCGGCGGGCGCCGUGCAGACGCGGGGGCUCCGACAAGUUACUGAACACAAGGAAGGAAACACAACAACGUUGGAAGGGAAAAUUGUGGAACAGCAAGCAGGCAACGAGCCGCCCAAUCCUGCAGGCAGCUGCCCCAUCUGCCGUUGGAACGUCAAGCACAAGUAUGAUUACACGGAUGUGCUGCUCCUGAGUCAGUUCUUGCGUUCCGAUGGAGGAAUGCUGCCACGCCGCGUCACUGGCCUGUGCCUGGAGGAGCACCGCAAGGUGGCCGUCUGCGUUAAAAUGGCGCACAGGGCCGGUCUCCUGCCAGAUCACAGGCCAAGGCUUCCACCGGACCAUGUUCCCAAGCCAAAACUGAUCCUCAAUACCUACCUGACUCGCUGGGCCGUGGGCACAGCCAAGCCCAUAUGGAAAAGGGGGCACAAGGGAUUCAAAAAGACCAUGCCUGUGGGCGACCCCAUUCUCAAGGACAACGUGCGUUAUACGAAGGGCCCAUUGUACAUGGAACACUAGCAAUUGCUACACCAUAUGCACUGCGUGUUGAAAUUAGUGGGGGGCAUCUUGAUCAGAAAAAAACAUUGUAUAGACUGACAUGACGAAGUUUCACAUUUAAAUGUAAUAAAAAAACACAUUUGUAA
Messenger RNA from Lethenteron reissneri (Far Eastern brook lamprey), 791 nucleotides. It is a transcript of the gene MRPS18A, whose product is annotated as mitochondrial ribosomal protein S18A. Lineage: Eukaryota; Metazoa; Chordata; Hyperoartia; Petromyzontiformes; Petromyzontidae. Gene Ontology annotation, molecular function: structural constituent of ribosome; small ribosomal subunit rRNA binding. Gene Ontology annotation, biological process: mitochondrial translation. The record is from RefSeq and is a predicted model, not a curated record. Gene Ontology annotation, cellular component: mitochondrial small ribosomal subunit; ribosome.